ACACGACACCGGAAGCUGUUUCAACAACACGGAUACUGACUCAUUCAACCACCUCCGUAGCCUGGUAGCCAACAAACAACCGAAAACAAGCUCGGUGGACCAUUUUUGUGUAUAUUGAGCUCGGUGUUUUUAACACAAUCCUCUUUACGUAUCUACUAUUUAACUUCAAGUAAUUUGCUUGUUAAAUGUACACAUUUGUUGAAAAUACUGAGUCUAGCACUAAGCUUAUCGCUAAUGCCAGCUAGCCCGACCAUGUACUCAUCACUAAGCUACUCUCCUCCUAAAGAAGAGGGGAUCUGCUGGACGGAGAAAGAAGCUCUGAGACUGAACAUUGUCAUGAAAGAAGAGGAGGGGGAUAUUACAGUAAAAGGAGAGGAGAAGCUUUCAGAAUGAAAGAGGAGGAAGAGGAGGCUAUCAGUAUCACAUUGGAAGAAGAGAAAGAACCUUUUAGAGUGAAAGAGGAAGAGGGGAUAGAGGCUGUCACAGUGGAAGAAGAGGAGGUAGAAGCUUUCAGAAUGAAAAAGGAGGAAGAGGAGGAUGUAACUUUGAACAAAGAAGAGGAGGAUGUUUUGGGAGAUGAAGGAGAGGAAGAGGAGACUGAAGAUCUGAUUAACACCAGAGAGAGACCAGACUCCCACUCUGACAGCGGAACGAGUGCUUCAGGGGAACCAGACCCAGUAACACCCAAACCAGCGAGACGACACCACUGCUCCUACUGUGGAAAUUGUUUUACCCGAUUACUACACCUGAAAUCACACGAGAGAAUACAUACAGGAGAAAAGCCCUUCCACUGUUCCCAGUGUGAAAAGAGUUUUAGGUGGUUAACGACUCUGAAACUCCAUGAGAGGACACACACACACGAAAAGCUCUACCAAUGCUCCAUAUGUGGAAUGAGUUUUACAGAGUUAGGGGCCCUGAAUGUGCAUGAUAGGACACACGCAGUAGGGGAUAAGCCCUACCGCUGCUCCCAGUGUGGACAGAGAUUUAACCGGUUAAGGAGGAAAAGACUUACCACUGCUCUCUUUGUGAGAAGACAUUUUCCCAGUCAGAGGACCUGAAAUCACAUGAGAGAAUAGAGAGGCUGUGUUCUGACUUAUGUUUUUGACCUGAGAAUUUAGGUUUUUUGUUUCUGCCAAAUGAAAUCAUAUUGUUUAUUUGAAGUCAUUAUUGUUUAUAUGAAAUCAUUAUUGAAAUAGACCUACUUUUAGUUUUCAUCUGGAGAUACUGUUGACAUGACUCCCCUGUGAGGAUCCAAGGAUCAGGUUACAGUGGAUCCAGCGUUCAAUAGAGGAGGGAGGGAUGUGGGGGUUUUAUGACACCUCUUUUAUGACACCUCAUUUAUGACACGUCAUGUCGAUAGUAAAUUGUAGGCAGCAGACUAUUCCUUUUGGGGUCUAAUUUGGGCGACUGGAAUGUCUCUUUGUUACCGAGAGAUUCUUGAUGCCCCAAAAACUUGAACAUCAAACAAUGGACACUGGGACAAUAUAUUCCAACAUCUGAAUGUUGGGAACGAUGAGAGAUGGAAUAUGGAAAAUGUAAUGUCUAUUUUGUGAUGUCAUUAAAAUUGUUAUAAAUAAGUUUUAAUGAAAGCAUUAACUUCCAAGAGCUUUUACACAGUGUAUAUCAGGUUUACAUUCUUUAUGUUGUGUAGAAAAUAUCAAGGAUAAAGAGAAUGUUUUUGUGAUGAUAGGAUUGUGAUUUUAGUUCUCUAACGAGAUAGUAAUUCUGAUACCUUGCCUCGUAAACUAGUCUCGCCCCAGGGAGCCCGGAGAGCGGGUCAGAAUGACGAAAAAUGCCUCCGUUUUCCCCGAGGGUAUAAAAAGAUUGUAACUAGUCUCGCCCCGGAGAGCGGGUCAGAAUGACGAAAAAUGCCUCCGUUUUCCCCGAGGGUAUAAAAAGAUUGAGUUAAGAAUGAUCAUAUCAGACUAGGAGGACCACGAGCUGUAGCUGAGGUCUACGAUUAGCCCCCUCCCCCCCCGAAACGCAACACACGAAGAAGACAACGGAACCUCUUAACAAUCAAUGCUACGGUUAAUUAGCUGUUCUCAGGACACCACUCUGGGAUCACCGACACGUCUGCUUAGCCGUCCUCAGGACACCACUCUUCCAGAACGAGUGCAAAGUAAUCAGACAACUAAGAAGAAGGACAUUGUGACAUUUUGUGGACAAAUCAGAGCUUAACACCUGAGAAUGACUGGAGAAGGCCAACCGAAAUAAGAAGGAACCUCAUCAAGUGGGAACCCGGCCCAUGAAGGGCCCAACAGAGAUAAGGCCCAACUGAACCCUCCUCAUCAAGCGGGAACCUGGCCCAUGAAGGGCCCAACUGAACCCUUCUAAUCAAGCGGGAACCCGGCCCACGAAGGGCCCAACAGUGAUACCCGACAGAGAACUUCAACGCGGAAAUACAUGCUUUACUUCUUACCCAGAAGAGCGGCAGUUUGGGGCAAGGUAUUAAGGGCUAAUGUGAGCAUAGUUCCCAAAUGUAUCCAAGUGUUGCGUCUCUUUCUUUCUCUAACUUUCCAUCUUGUGUAACAAGUGUCAUAUUGUGUUAGUUCGCUAGGGACUUGUUGUCGUCGUAUUAAGUUUCCAAUCAAUAACCUAUACCGUGUGUGUUUGUGUAUCCUAUGUUAUCAUUUCAUUUGUUAGUAAAUAAAUUAUAAAAUCAA
Molecule: messenger RNA, 2666 nt
Organism: Salvelinus fontinalis (brook trout)
Lineage: Eukaryota; Metazoa; Chordata; Actinopteri; Salmoniformes; Salmonidae
Product: zinc finger protein 544-like
Exons: 2
Coding region: 390-1058 (222 amino acids)
Cellular component (GO): nucleus
Source: RefSeq, a predicted model, not a curated record